Messenger RNA from Paramuricea clavata, 13014 nucleotides. Lineage: Eukaryota; Metazoa; Cnidaria; Anthozoa; Malacalcyonacea; Plexauridae. The record is from the annotation of a GenBank genome assembly.
UAUAAAUACAUUCGACAUUUGUAAGGACAAUUUCUUCCGCUGAAUCGAACGGUGGUAUUUUUAUCCUUAUAUUGCGCCAUUUAAGGGACGGACCAUUAGAUAUUUGAGGGGGAAAUACCAAAAAAAAUUCGCGCACAGAAAAAAUUCAGAAAAAAAAUAUCGUGCAAGAACAAGGGCUGAUUUUUAAAAUCGUAAUGCAAUUAUUCUAAAACAUUAAAAUGGUGUUUGUACGACAAUCGUAAACUUUUCGGCGAACUUUCCGGCAAGCAAUUGGGGGAUGAAACAAAAAUUCGCGCACAGAAAAAUCGCCCAACCCCCCAACCCCUUAAAUAUCUAAUAGUCCCUCCCUAAUAGGCAUUUAUACAAAUAUAAUAUCAUGUUUCACACUACACUCUACAGCUUCCACCUUUCCACAGCUAUAACUAUAAGGGGCUGUUGUUGGAUAAAUUUUAUAUUGAUAUGACACCAAUAUGCUUGUCAUAAAGUAUUUAUCUAUUAUAAAACUACGUUGUGUAGUUUAAGUUAUAACCUUUUACCUUGAAAUUGUCUUUGGCUCGUUUAGAUUCAGAUUCAGUAUAUCAUGAUCGUGCACGGGAAUUUAGCGAUCCAAAUUUCGGAUUUUCAGAGUCGUGCACCAAGAAAAAUGCAUUAACUAAACUAGCAAGAAUGUCCAGAGCUUGACACAAUGCAAAAUCUAUAGAAAACCGGUACAAUUCUUUGAAUAUUUUAACGAAAUUGUUUGAAACAUUUUGCCCACUCCACGAAAUAAUAGAAAUAUUUGCUUGAAACAUUUUGCCCAAUUGCUGAUUUGAAAUUCCUUUUAAAAUUCUUCAAUUUUCCCAAAUUUUCCUCAAAAUGCAGGGUUAUUUAUGGCUAAUUUGGGUAAAAUUGGCAGGAGCCUUAUGGAUAAUUUGGGUGAAAAUUAGGCAGCUCAUUAAUAUUCUAUUUUGUGGCUAUCGACGAUUGGAGAUUGUAGAUUGCCGUUUGGAGCCGAAACCUAUACUCGCCUGGGCACAGGUGCCUCAGCGAGUAAUAAAAUAGUUGAGUAGUUGGAAAAAAACAUGGAGCACCAAAAAAUUGGCAGCUGCCGCUCCGAACAGAAAUGAUUACUCACAAUCAUAUAAAUUGACUAGCAAAUAAAUUGCACGUUUACUUAUACUAAAUUAAUUAAUUUAUGGCACUCAAUCCAACUUUUACAACGUUGGCAAAAUUAAAAGAUUUUGCUACAAAAUCUCAAGACCUAUUAUUUUGUCAAAAAUCUACCUGUUAUAACUAAUGUAAUUUUAUAUAUAUUUCCUAAAGAAUCUAUUUCUCAACUUUUUGUGAUCAGGUCAAACAAAAACUGAACCGAAAUAUCUGUACCAGCAUAAAUGAUCUACUCAUUUGUAAGAAAAAAAUGCCAAGUAUUUUGUACAAGUUGAUUGUUUGUAGAUAGCAUAAUGCAUAACAUAACAAAACCUGACAAACGUGCUGUAAAUUUAAACAGGCAUCGGUCGGGGCUUUUGGUUAUAUAAAUACUUCAAAACUUGGAAUCUUCUCCAUUUUCUAGGGGAGGGUGUCGCUGCCACUGUAUACCACAGCAAAGAUGACCACAACAAAACAAAAAUUACCAAAAACACGAAAAUGUUUUUAAAACAAUUUGUUUUUGCAUGGUGCUUCUAUAAUAAUUGUAAACAAAACAGUUAUUUUCACGCUUUUAGUAAUUCCAUUAAUUACAAAUAAUUUUAAAGGACAUGCACCUUUACACACUGUUAAACAGAAAAAAAUUGCUCGUUUGUAACCGGGCCGGAACACAACGCAAAGCCAUUUUGUCAGGAGGGGAAUAGUAUAUGGAUAUUUGGAAAUGAGCAACCAAUCAAAUUGCGCGAAAAGCACUAUUCACCUUGGGGAUAUACACUAAUAUAAUUUAUUCUUCCAAUCAAAAUUGUUAAAAUAUUAUUUCGUAUCGCAUGAACUUGCGAAUAGUAAUAAAAGGUACCCAUCCAGCCAGAUUUUGAGCCAGUGAAAGGCAGUGUACUUUAAUAGUAAGCAAUACAAAAUUUUCAGUGGCACUGAACAGUAAGCCCUGAUAAAUUCCUUGCUUUCAACAAAAUUCCAAACCGCCAUUCACAUGCAUGACUUCAUACCGUACCCUCAGCCCUCUUCACGGUUGUUUCCUUUAAAAUAUUUACCCUUAAAUUUGGUCAUCUCAGUUAUGAAGAUUCAUCUUUGUAAAUACCAAAUGGUAAUUUAAGUAGAUUUAUCUUCCCUUUGACAAUAGUGGAUAUGCUAUUUGCUAAUAAACCGAUUGAUUUUUAAAUAACCGAUUGUUUCUUAAAUUUUAGCUUCAAAAAUGUCUGAUGUACCAUGGGAAAGCGAAGAGAAACGAAAUUACAUUUGUAUGCGACAUAUUAUCACUGAUAUUGUAAGUGAAGGAUUGAGGAAAGUUUUUAAAAACGAAUGGAACACUCGUUUCCAGGCAAGGUUCGGAGCAUGGGAUGACACCAGUGCAAGUGGCGUGCAGUUGUUUUCUUUGGAAAAUACACGCUCAAGACCAAACAAGAACGUGAACCAGGCAAAAUUUCAACAUGGGGAUACAAAUCGAUGGGAUUGUUCUGCGCUUUUUGACGCAAUUUUGUAUUCGAACUCUAUUGGUAAAUCAAGUUUGAAUCCAACAAUUAAGACUGAAGUUGACAAUAUUCGAAAGAUGCGAAAUAAAAUUAUGCAUGCUGAUGAAACAAUCUUAUCUGAUGCUGACUUCCAAACCAUGAUCAGCCAUAUUGAAAAUGCAUUUAAAACCCUAGGUCUUCCAAUUCAUGAUAUCACACAAAUUAAAAUUAAGAGAAACUGUAACAAAUCAUUCCAAGUUUUACCUUCAAAGCCAACCCAUGAAAUUGUUUACCGUGCUGAGAAAAUCAACGAAAUAAAGCAGGAACUCCAGAAGCUGUACAUAAAUAGCGGCGGGAAACUUACAUAUCUCUAUAUUUCCGGAAAUCCCGGUAGUGGGAAAUCACAGCUAUCCCGGCAGCUGAGCGAGGAUCUAUUCAAAGGCGUAAACUGGGAAACAGAGGCAACAUUUGUAAUGACAUUACACGCAAGAAACGUAGACACUAUUCUCCAAUCGUAUCAAGAUUUUAGUCGACGUCUAAAUUGUUCUGAGAGUAUACUGCAAAAUGUAAUCAAUUCAUGCAAACCAAUACGCGAAAAGAUCAAAGAUUUACGAUCACUGAUUGAAAGCAGAAUAAAGAACUGGAAGAGGUGGUGGAUUAUUGUAGACAAUGUGGAAGAUCUCAAUAUCAUUUCACCCCUGCUACCACAGAUGGGCGACGAAGUUUGGAAUAAUGGUCAGAUUAUAUUAACAAUUCAGAAUAGAACUGCAGUCCCUUCUGACAGCCUGCUCACUAAACAUAUUUCACUCAGUUGUGGUAUGAAAAUCCAAGAAUGUCGUCGGUUACUGUUCUUAUUAUCAGGAACAGAUGUUAAUGAUCCAUUGUUAGAAGAAGUUGCUGAGAAAUUAGAUCACCAACCUUUGGCUAUAGCUGCUGCAGGUGCAUACUUCAAGAAAGUCAAGGAGGCAAAUUGUUUUCCAACGUUUUCGUGGCAAGAUUACUUAGAAAAGUUAAAAUGUAAAAGGGAAGUCACAGAAGAACCGCUUCUCAAAACCAGUUCUGCUUAUCCAUCCACCAUGUCUGCAGCGGUGUCUCUAGCUGUUGAAAAAUCUGCGGAAAAUAGUUUCAUUUUAAAACACACAUUCUAUCUUUUUUCUCUGAUCUCUUUUGAACCGUUACCACUUCAUAUUAUCACCAAAUACAUUCAACAACUUGAUCAAAACUGUGAUAAAGAGGACGUUUAUUUGGCAGUGAAGGACUGUUCACUUUUUAUUCUUGCUGAAGAAGAAGAUUGUGAUGUCCAUCUGCAUCGCAUUAUCCAUGAAGUAACUAAAUCAUUUAGUGAUUGCAAAGAAACUGAAACUAAAGACGAUUCUCAGAGUGAUGCUGCUAACAAAAGACCGACAAUUUGCGCUCCAAAUACAGCUCAAAACGUUGCUAAAGCGCUUUACUGUUUCAAAGACAGGGAUGAUGAAAUCAAGAUGAUUCCACAUUUGAAGGCAUUUAAUUUAGCAGAUAAGAAAUUUCUUCCCGCACAGGAUUCGUUAUAUUCAAACAGAUUAGCCUCUGACAAUGGAGAAAUUUGUAAAAUAUAUCUGUUUUUUGGACGGACUUUACAUUACUACUCCGAGUUUAAACUCGCUGUUGAAUUUCAUAAUACGAAUCUUCAGAUUUGUAGAGGCCUAGAAAAGCACAAUUACCAGUUUUAUAUAUUCAACGAUCUCGGCAUAUUACACAGGAAAAUGUGCAAUUUCGAACUGGCUAAGGAUUACCAUGAACGAGCAAAGGCAGUUAUAGAAAAGCAGUUCGGUCCAGACCAUAUCGAUGUUGCACUUGCUUAUAAUAACAUUGGUGAAGUUUAUUUUGAUAAAGGUGAACUGGACCAAGCUAAGGGUUAUUAUGAACGAGCACUAGCAAUUGAAAAGAAGCAUUUAGGUCCAGACCAUGUCCAUGUUGCAGAUUCCUAUGACAACAUUGGUGAAGUGUAUCGUGCUAAAGGUGAACUAGACCAGGCCUUAGAUUAUCAUGAACGAGCAAAGGCAAUAACAGAAAGCCAAGUUGGUCUAGACCAUGUUGAUAUUGCACUUUCGUAUAACAACAUUGGUGACGUUUUUUAUGAUAAAGGUGAACUGGACCAUGCUAAUAAUUAUCAUCAACGAGCACUAGCAAUUAAAGAACAGCAAUUAGGUCCAGACCAUGUAGAAGUUGCAGAUAUUUAUAACGAUAUUGGUGAAGUGUAUCGUGCAAAGGGUGAACUGGAUCAAGCCUUAGAUUACCACAAACGAGCAAACGCAAUUACACAAAAGCAAUUAGGUCCAGAUCAUGUUGAUGUUGCACUUUCUUAUAACAAAAUGGGUGAAGUUUAUUAUGAUAAAGGUGAACUGGAUCAGGCUAAGGAUUAUCAUCAACAAGCUCUGGAAAUUUACAAAAAGCAAUUAGGUCCAGACCAUAUCGAUGUUGCACAUUGUUAUAACAAAAUUGGUGUACUGUUUCGUGCUAAAGGCGAACUGGACCAGGCUGAGGAUUAUCAUCAACAAGAACUGACUAUUAGAGAAAAUAAAUUAGGUCCAGACCAUGUUGAUGUUGCAGAUUCAUAUAACAACAUUGGCGAAGUUUGUUUCGGCAAAGGCGAACUGGACCAGGCUAAGGGAUAUUAUGAACGAGCACUGGUAAUUAUACAAAAGCAAUUAGGUCCAGACCAUAUUGACAUUGCACAAUCCUAUGCCAACAUUGGCGAAGUGCAUCGUGCCAAAGGAGAACUGGACCAGGCCUUAGAUUGUCAUAAAAGAGCAAACGCAAUAACAGAAAAGCAAUUAGGUCUAAACCAUGUUGAUGUUGCACUUUCUUAUAACAACAUUGGUGAAGUUUAUUUUUGUAAAGAUGAACUGGACCAGGCUAACAGUUAUUAUGAACGAGCACGUGCGAUUAAAGAAAAGCAAUUAGGUCCAGAUCAUGUUGAUCUUGCAGAUUCCUAUAACAGAAUUGGUGUAGUGUAUUAUGCUAAAGGUGAACUGGACAAGGCUAAGGAUUGUCAUCAACGAGAACUGGCAAUUAAAGAAAAGCAAUUAGGUCCAGACCACGUUGAUGUUGCAGAUUCCUUUGACAACAUUGGCGAAGUGUAUCGUGCAAAAGGUGAACUUGACCAGGCAUUACAUUUUCAUGAACGUGCAAAGGCAAUAACAGAAAAGCAAUUAGGUCCAGACCAUGUUGAUGUUGCAGAUGCUUAUCACAAAAUUGGUGUAGUGUAUCAUGCUAAAGGUGAAUUGCAAAAGGCUAAGAAUUAUCACCUACGAGCACUGGACAUUAAAGAAAAACAAUUAAGUCCAGACAAUCCUGAUCUUGUAUUUUCUUAUCACAACAUUGCAGAAGUUUAUUAUGAUAAAGGACAUCUGGACCAAGCAAAGGAUUAUCAUCAACGAGCACUGGUAAUUCACAAAAAGCAAUUAGGUCCAGACCAUGUCGAUGUUGCAGAUUGUUAUAACAACAUUGGUGUAGUGUGUCGUGCCAAAGGUGAACUGGACUAUGCUAAGGAAUAUCAUCAACGAGCAUUGACCAUUAAAGAAAAGCAACUAGAUUCAGACCAUGUCGAUGUUGCAGAUACUUAUGACAACAUUGCUGAAGUUUAUUUGCGUAAAGGUGAGCUGGACCAGGCUAAGGGUUAUUAUGAACAAGCAUUAAUGAUUAAAGAAAAGCAAUUAGGUCCAAACCAUGUUCACGUUUCAGAUUCCUAUGACAAUAUAGGUGAAGUGUAUCGUGCUAAAGGUGAAUUGGACCAAUGCUUAGAUUAUCAUGAACGAGCAAAGGCAAUAACAGAAAAGCAAUUAGGUCCAAACCAUGUCAAAGUUGCAGAUUCCUUUAACAAAAUUGGUGUAGUGUAUCAUGCUAAAGGUAAACUGGACAAAGCUAAGAAUUAUUAUCAACGAGCACUUGCCAUUAACGAAAAGCGAUUGGGUCAAGACCAUGUUCGGGUUGCAGUUUCCUAUGACAACAUUGGUGAAGUGUUUCAAGCUAAAGGUGAACUGGACCAGGCGUUAGAUUAUCAUGAACGAGCGAAGGCAAUAACUGAAAAGCAAUUAGGUCCAGUCCAUAUUGAUGUUGCGGAUACUUAUUACAAAAUUGGUGCAGUGUAUUAUGCUAAAGGUGAACUGGACAAUGCUAAGGAUUAUCAUCAACGAGCACUGGCAAUUAAAGAAAAGCAAUUAGGAACAGGCCAUGUUGACGUUGCUGAUUCCUAUGACAACAUUGGUGAAGUGUGUUAUGCUAAAGGUGACCUGGACCAGGCCUUAUGUUAUCAUGAACGAGCAAAGACAAUAAUUGAAAACCAAUUAGGUGUAGACCAUGUUGACAUUGCAGAUUCUUAUGACAAAAUUGGCGUAGUGUACCAUGCUAAAUCUGAAUUGGAUAAGGCAAAGGAUUAUCAUCAACAAGCACUGGCAAUUAAAUUGAAGCAAUUAGGUCCACUCCAUGUUGAUGUUGCAGAUUCUUAUGACAACAUUGGUGAAGUGUAUCGUUCUAAAGGUAAACUGGAAAAGGCUAAGGAUUAUCAUCAACGAGCACUGGCCAUUAAAGAAAAGCAAUUAGGUCCAGCCCAUGUUAACGUUGCAGAUUCUUAUAACAAAAUUGGUGUAGUGUAUUAUGCUAAAGGUGAGCUGGAGAACGCUAAGGAUUAUCAUCAACGAGCAUUGGCAAUUAAAGAAAAGGAAUUAGGCCCAGACCACGUUGAUAUUGCAGAAUCCUAUGACAACAUUGGUGAAGUGUAUCGUGCUAAAGGUGAACUGGACCGUGCCUUAGAUUAUCAUGAGGGAGCAAAGAAAAUAACAGAAAAGCAACUAGGUCCAGACCGUGUUGAUGUUGCAGAUUCGUAUGACAAAAUUGGUGCAGUGUAUCAUGCAAAAGGUGAACUGGAGAAGGCUAAGGAUUAUCAUGAACGAGCACUGGCAACUAAAGAAAAGAUUUUAGGUACAGACCAUGUCAGCCUUGCAGAUUCCUAUGACAACAUCGCUCAAGUGUAUCAUGCUAAAGGUGAACUGGACCAGGCCUUAGAUUAUCAUGAAAGAGCAAAGGCAAUAACUGAAAAGCAAUUUGGUUUAGACCACGUUGAUGUUGCAGGUUCUUAUCAGAAAAUUGGUGCAGUGUAUUAUGCAAAAGGUGAACUGGACAAGGCUAAAGAUCAUCAUCAACGGGCACUGGCAAUUAAGGAAAAGCAAUUAGGUCAAAACCAUGUUGAUGUUGCUGAUUCCUAUGACAACAUUGGUGAAGUGUAUAGUGCUAAAGGUGAACUGAACCAGGCUAAGGAUUAUCACCAACGAGCACUGGCCAUUAAAGAAAAGCAAUUAGGUCCAGACCAUGUUGACGUUGCAGAUUCUUAUGACAACAUUGGUGAAGUUUAUUUUGGUCAAGGUGAACUGGACCAGGCUAAGGGUUAUUAUGAACAAGCAUUAGUAAUUAAAGAAAAGCAAUUAGGUCCAUACCAUGUUCACGUUGCAGAUUCCUAUGACAACAUUGGUAAAGUGUAUCGUGCUAAAGGUGAACUGGACCAGGCCUUAGAUUAUCAUGAACGAGCCAAGGCAAUAACAGAAAAGCAAUUAGGUCCAAACCAUGUUGAUGUCGCAGAUUCUUUUGACAAAAUUGGUGUAGUGUAUCAUGCUAAAGGUGAACUGGACAAGGCUAAGAAUUAUCAUCAACGAGCCCUUGCCAUUAAAGAAAUCCGAUUAGGUCAAGAUCAUGUUGACGUUGCAGUUUCCUAUGACUACAUUGGUGAGGUGCAUCAUGCUAAAGGUGAAGUGGAACAGGCCAAAGAUUGUCAUCAACGAGCAUUGGUAAUCAAAGAAAAGAAAUUAGGUCCAGACCAUUACGAUGUUGCUGAUUCUUAUAACAAAAUUGGUGUCGUGUAUUAUGCUAAAGGUGAACUGGACAAUGCUAAGGAUUAUUAUCAACGAGCGUUGGUAAUUAAAGAAAAGCAAUUAGGUCCAGACCAUGCUGACGUUGCUGGCACCUAUGACAACUUUGGUGAGGUGUAUCGUGCUGAAGGUGAACUGGACAAGGCUAUGUAUUAUCAUCAACAAGCACUGGAAAUUAAAGUGAGGCAUUUAGGUCCAGUCCAUCUGCAUGUUGCAAAUUCCUAUGACAACAUUGGUGAAGUGUAUCAUGCUAAAGGUGAACUGGAACAGUCUAAGGAUUAUCACCAGCGAGCACUGGCCAUUAAAGAAAAGCAAUUUGGUCCAGACCAUGUUGAUGUUGCCGAUUCUUAUCACAAAAUUGGUCUUGUAUACCAUGCUAAAGGUGAACUGGACAAGGCUGAGGAUUAUUAUCAACGGGCACUAGCAAUUAAAGUGAAGCAAUUAGGUUUAGUUCAUGUUGAUGUUGCAGAUUCCUAUGAGAACAUUGGUGAAGUGUAUCGUGCUAAAGUUGAACUGGACCAGGCUAAGGAUUAUUAUCAACGAGCACUGGCCAUUAAAGAAAUGCAAUUAGGUCCUGACCAUGUUGACGUUGCAGGUUCCUAUGACAACAUUGGUGAAGUGUAUCGUGCUAAAGGUGAACUGGACCAGGCUAAGGAUUAUUACCAACGUGCACUGGGCAUUAAAGAAAUACAAUUAGCUCCAGACCAUGUUGAUGUUGCAGAUUCCUAUGAUAACAUUGGUGAAGUUUAUUAUGCUAAAAGUGAACUGGAUCAGGCUAAGAGUUAUUAUGAACGAGCGCUGGCAAUUAAAGAAAAACAAUCAGUUCCAGAUGAUAUUAGUAUUGCACUUUCUUAUAACAACAUUGGUGCAGUGUAUCAUGCCAAAGGCGCACUGGACCAGGCUAAGGAUUAUUAUGAACGAGCGCUGGCAAUUUACAAAAAGCAAUUUGGUCGAAACCAUGUUAAUGUUUCAGAUUCUUAUAACAAAAUUUGUGAAGUGUGUCGUUCUAAAGGUGAACUGGACGAGGCUGAGGAAUUCUAUCAACAAGCACUGGAAAUUUACGAAAAGCAAUUGGGUCCCGACCAUGUUGAUGUUGCUGAUUCUUAUGACAACGUUGACACAGUGUAAAAUGCUUAACGUGACCUGUUACCAAUCAGCACAGAAAAUUUGUAGCCGAAACUAGGUUCAGACCAUGGUGUUGUUACUAGAUGUUGCCAAAACCAAUAACCUUAGCGUAUUAUGCUAAAGGUGACCUGAACCAUUUUUCGAAAGAGGUAAGGAAAUUCGAGAAAUGCAACUAAAUGCUGAUGACAUUUGAGAUUUAUUUAAAAAUAUAUAUUAAUUAGUAACAUUCGGCGAAAAGCGGCAAACAGAUCAAGGGCUCAGGUUUCGUUUUUGUAGAUUUAAUACAGAACAUCGAUAGGUAUAGACCAUAGAAAUAAUAGAUAUACUGUAGAAUGCGUACUUCUAUCUUUUCUGUGUGAAAAAUUUAUCUCCACAAAAUGGCGGAUUUAUAAGGGCAUAUUGGUUGAUCCCAGACUUCCGAGGCGGGGAAUUUCGCGCGGUUGAAGGGAGUGCAGUGCGAAUUGUUUUUUCAACUCGAGUUUUAACUGCAAAGUUUGCAAAAAUUUUAUAUCGAGAAUUUAUAAAAUGGAAAAAAAGUUUUACAAAGAAGAAAAAGUGUCUGAUGGGCUUUUUUACGAAAAGCAACAGUUUUGAACAGAAUAUAUACAGAAAUCGUCGUUUAAAAAUAAAUUUUCAACGUUGUUGUGCAAGCCAAAACAAAACCCGAAAGAUCAAGACAAACUCAAACUCAAUAGGUAUGUUCUACAAAUGUUUCAACUUUUUUAUAAUAUAAAUGAAGUUCAAUAAUCUUUUUAAACUUACACAAUUACUUUUCAUAUUUUUCUACGUUGCUUAAGCUUGAGGCAACGCUUUUGAAACCAUAGUUUUCGACGAUAAGGACACGCAUGAGAAAAAGUGGAGACAUGAUUCGUGAUCAAGUACGCAUUCUAUAUCUAUUAUUUCUAUGGCAUAGACAUACACACUGCAAAGUAAUUGAGAGGAAAAUAUGAUUGCUGUAUCCAAAUUUUGGACCAGCGUUUAAAUUUUCUGAUAUAUUUUUUUACUGUAUAAACAAAAUUGGGCUUCACUUGUUACAUGGGUCAUAUUCAUCAUAUAUACCUACAAUCGUUGCUACAAUUGUUGAACCCGCGUUCCACAAACAAUUAGGCACGAUUGUUGGUAUACUGGGUAUAUCAGAAAAAAGUGGACAAUUUUGAAAUGGCUCUCGAUUUCACAAAUCCGUCCAUGUCAUGAAAUGUUUGGUAAAUAUAGCUUGUUUGGGUACUUAUAAUGUAGAAUGAACAAAAAAACUUUGUAAAAAAACUUUUUUAGGAGCAUUAAAAACAGUGCAAAAUUUAAAAUUUUAAAGCGCAUUUGAGCUCAUGGGCGGGAAAUUUGUUAUGUGUUUUAUUAAUGGUCCAAAUAUCAGAAAAUUUGCUCAAUUUUAAGUCCUAAGAUAGUAUCCUAUUUAUUUUUAUUUAUUUAUUUGUUGAAUUUGUCACCAUACAAAAAAAAAGAGAUUACAAUGACGAAGAUAACUAUGUGACAGGAGAACGGAACAGGACUUUCGUCCCACUUGAAACCUAACCCCUUAAAAUUAUACACAAUAUACUAUUUGUCUUUGCUCAACAAUUUAUACAUUAUACUUUUGUAUACAUUUAUAUACAUAUACACAUAUUUGGAAACGACUAACAUGACAAAAAGAAGUUUAGGAAUGACUAUAAUUAGCCGGAACAACCAGGAGGACUGUAUGUGGAUAACUUUGUAAUAUACAAGUUAAUUAGGGUAGACUUGAAUGCAGGUAACGAGUGGUAGACUUUAAGGUAUGAUGGCAGACAGUUCCAUAGUUCGGCUGAUCUAAUAAAAAACGAUUUUCUGUAACAAUCUUGUUUAUGUUUAAUGAUUAGAUUGUAGUUGUUAAUAUCAUAAUUCCGAGAUCUAUAUUUUGGCUCGAAAGUGCAAAGGAAAUUAUUGACAUCGAAUUAUUGACAUUAGAAUCAUCAAAUCGGCAAUUUCUCUGCGAAAUUCAAGGGGAAGAAGAUUGGUUCUGGCAAGUCUCUGUGUAUAUGACAUAUCCGGAGGAUAGUUCAGAAUAAAUUUAGUGGCCCGCCGUUGGACGUUUUCAAUUAAGGAACGAUACUUAACUGUAUACGGUGACCACAAACUACUGGCGUACUCAAGUUUAGGCCGCACAAGAGAACAGUACAACAAUUUUCUGACUUUCAGAUCAGGGAGUUCUUUACAUACCCUUUUAACCAGACCGAGCGUUUUAUUAGCCUUGGCCACAAUAUUUUCAAUAUGCCUUGACCACGACAAAUCAUUUGACACAGUGACACCAAGAUCCAUAAUGAAAGGAACACAAUCCAACGACUGAUUAUCAAUGGUGUACACUGCUUCUCUUAUCAAUGACUUCUUCCUGGAGAUGUUCAUUACCUUGCAUUUAGCCUUAUUAAAUGCCAUUCUCCAGUCCAAACUCCACCUUUGCAAGCGGUCGAGGUCACUCUGAAGAUUGUAACUGGAGGUUGAAUCGAGAAUGGGUUUGAACAGCUUGGAAUCGUCAGCAAACAAAGCAAUUGUUGAGUUGUACUGAAUGUAGUUAGGGACAUCGUUGACGUAUAAAACAAACAACAAUCGACCGAGUAUAGAACCUUGUGGUACACCGGACGUGACAGGAAGCCAAUCAGAGAAUGAUUCGUCUAGAGAAACUCUUUGGUACCUAUCUGUGAGGUAACUACCAAACCAAGAAAGAAGAGAUCCGUUGAUACCAUGAUGCUUUAGUUUGAGUAAUAACAAUUUGUGAGGGACUUUAUCCAAGGCUUUUGAUAAGUCAAGAUAGAUUACAUCAACUUCGUUACCGGAUGCUACGGAGUACAGGGUGUCAUGGUACACUUCUAAUAGUUGUGUUGUCGUUGAUUUACCCUUGAGAAAUCCAUGUUGAAAUUGAUAGAAAGAAGGGUAGAGGUGAUGAUAACAGUGAUUAAAAACGCAACGUUCCAAUACUUUGGAGAUAACACAAAGCAAAGAGAUUGGUCUGUAGUUCGAUGUUAUUGUGGGAUCAUCUUUUUUAAAAACAGGGGUAAUAUUGGCAAACUUCCACUUGGCAGGUACCACUCCAAGAGAGAGAGACAUAUUGAAAAGAAUACAAAGUGAAGGAGCAAUCUCAUCGGCGACCUUGGACAGAAUUCUGCUCGGAAUACCAUCUGGUCCACACGCUUUGUUGUGGUCUAAACUACGAAGCACCGCAGAAACUUCGGAGAUUGUAAGAUCAAUAUCAGAGAGUUUGAUACAAGAAGAUUCCAUUGAAGUAGAGAGCGUUGAAGGUGGAUCUACGUUGCCAGGGCUAAAAACGGACUGGAAAAAUUUGUUGAAUAAAUUUGCUUUGAUGCGGCUGUCGGUCGUAAAGGAUUGUCCAUUUCGAAUAAAAUUUGGGCUCUGAUUUGUUUUAGUCGAAGAUUUCGGAA